AUGGAAACCAAACAUCGCAAUUUGAUAGAGCGGAUGCCGGUCGAGAUCUGUAUUCUCAUAGCGGAGAAGCUAUCGGUAAGAGACCUUAAUAUGAUGGGUUCCAUCGACAGACAUAUGAGGAUUAUUACGAUGCCGCUACUUCGUGGAUGCAAACUUCUCCAAAUCCUCACUCGUCAAGGCGAAAUCUCAUCCGUGGAUUUCCUUGAGAGAACGAACUACGUCGAUAUCCGAGUUCAAGACGCUCAUGGCAUGACGGCUCUACACUACGCGGCCAUGAAGGGCUACAAGAAAGUAGUAAAGCUCCUGACGAUGAACUCGCAGUACCGGGGAUUGUUGAAUGCACCAGAAAAACGACAAAAUGAUACCCCCUUGAUUCUUGCUGCUCGGUAUCAUGAUGAAAGUGUUUGCCAACUGCUGUUGGAUACAGGAGCAAACGUCAAUUCUCGAAACGCUCACGGUGAAACUGUCCUCUUCUGGGUUGUCAAGCGCCAAAGAACAAACUUAGCGCGCAUGCUGUUGAAACGAGGAGCAGACCCAAACCAAGGCGUUCGCCACGGGCUCACCCUACUUACUCUGGCCAUUAUGGAGGGCUGCUUUGAUUUGGUCAAAGUUCUGUUGGAGGAAGGAUGCGAUGUGGAGCAACCCGAUGCGCAAGGCUAUCGCCCUCUCGUCUGGGCCGUCGUGUUGGAUGAUCUUGCAGUGGCAAAUCUUCUUUUUGCUUAUAAUACAGAUGCCGCGACUCAAUCGAAUGGGAAAAAGGCAGAACGGUCGCCGCUCGUUUGGGCUGUGAUGAAAGGGAACGUGGACAUGGUCCAAUUGCUGCUCAAACACGGCGCUGAUAUUGGACAGACACCCACGGACCGCCGGGCGCCUCUCAUCUGGGCGGUAAUCCACCGAGUCACAUCAGUGGCUGAAGUGCUUCUUCAGAAUGGCGCGCGUCCGAAUGAAGCCGAUCUUAACGGCCAAACCGCUCUUGUAUGGGCUAUGUUAAAUAGGGACAAGGAGAUGAUUCAACUUCUUCUCGAGUAUGGGGCUGAUCCCGAGGUGAUUGGAAGAAAGGAAUGGUUAGUCUCCUUUGUCCCCGACGUGCAGCGUCAAUAA
Molecule: messenger RNA, 1101 nt
Organism: Penicillium samsonianum
Lineage: Eukaryota; Fungi; Ascomycota; Eurotiomycetes; Eurotiales; Aspergillaceae
Product: ankyrin repeat domain-containing protein
Exons: 1
Coding region: 1-1101 (366 amino acids)
Molecular function (GO): protein binding
Source: RefSeq, a predicted model, not a curated record